UGGAACGGGAAUCCUCUGUGUUGUAUCAAAAGUCAAUAUGUAAUAAGCAAACAGAUCGUUCACAACCGAUUACUUAAAUGAAGAACACCUGCAAAAAAGAACCAAAGAAGAAAAUUUGAGCUUGAUCUAACAUUCAAUGAGAAGAUAAAGGAUGGAUAUCAUUGUGAUUUCAUUGCUCACAGUUUUGCCUUGCCUGUGUAAUGCUGGCUCUACAGACAAUAUUGCUUUUGGAGCCAAUGCUGUCCAGUCCUCCAUUUUCAGUGAAUUAACAGAGGCUAAAAAUGCUGUAGAUGGUAACAGAGAAUCGCAUUACUGGAGGGGCUCAUGCUCUCACACCGGAAUAGAAAAUAAUCCCUGGUUGAGAGUGGACCUCAAAAAGAUCUACAGUAUUAACAAAGUUAUCAUCACUAAUCGUGGAGACUGUUGUGAAGAGAGGAUAGCAGGUGCUCAGAUCCGUAUUGGCAACAGUCUGGAUAACAAUGGCAACAACAAUAAGCUCGCUGAAACAGUUGUGUCCAUCCCACUUGGAGGCACACAAACAUUUACAUUUGACCAUAUUCUGGGGCAAUAUGUCAACAUCUUUCUACCUGGAACACAAAAAAUCCUCACUCUGUGUGAAGUUGAAGUGUAUUCAGAUAACAUUGCUUUUGGAGCCAAUGCUGUCCAGUCCUCCACUUUCGAUGAAUUAGGAGGGGCUAAACAUGCUGUAGAUGGUAACAGAGAAAUAAAAUACACGAUGGGCUCAUGCUCUCACACCGGAAUAGAAAAUAAUCCCUGGUGGAGAGUGGACCUCAAAAGGAUCUACAGUAUUAACAAAGUUAUCAUCACUAAUCGUGGAGAGCUGUGUGAAGAGAGGAUAAUAGGUGCUCAGAUCCGAAUUGGCAACAGUCUGGAUAACAAUGGCAACAACAAUGAGCUGGCUUCAACUGUUCUCACUCCUCCAAUGCACACAGCGACAUAUGAGUUUCAGCCUAUUCUAGGGCAAUAUGUCAACAUCUUUCUACCUGGAACCACAAAAAUCCUACAUUUUUGUGAGGUUGAAGUGUAUUCAGAUAACAUUGCUUUUGGAGCCAAAGCUAUCCAGUCCUCCACUAUAGAAGAAUUAGGAGAUGCUAAUCAUGCUGUAGGUGGUAACAGAGAAUCAAAAUACCAGAUGGGCUCAUGCACUCACACCAGAUUAGAAAGUAAUCCCUGGUGGAGAGUGGACCUCAAAAGGAUCUACAGUAUUAACAAAGUUAGCAUCACUAAUCGUGGAGACUGUUGUCCAGAGAGGAUAAUAGGUGCUCAGAUCCGUAUUGGCAACUGUCUGGAUAACAAUGGGAACAACAAUAAGCUCGCUGCAACAAUUGAGUCCAUCCCACUUGGAGGCACAAAAACAUUUACAUUUGACAAAAUUCAAGGGCAAUAUGUCAACAUCUUUCUACCUGGAACACAAAAAAUACUCACUCUUUGUGAGGUUGAGGUUUAUACAGGUUGAGUGGCUUGAUGAAGUUACACCACAGUCCACCAAAAGAAGAAGAUAACAAAAGUCCCUGGCCCUGAAUAAUUUUUUUUUCUAAUUAAUUUGGCCAAAUACAUAUUUUUGUCUUCUAUUGAGGUAACAAAAAUAAUGUACAAAAUAAAUACAUAAAGCAUGUUA
This is a messenger RNA of Paramisgurnus dabryanus, 1639 nucleotides long. RefSeq lists its product as uncharacterized. The record is from RefSeq and is a predicted model, not a curated record. NCBI's taxonomy places the organism in Eukaryota, Metazoa, Chordata, Actinopteri, Cypriniformes, Cobitidae.